UUCAUAUAUUGUUAAAUAUGCAAAGUCUCAAAAGAAUAUUCUUGUGCAUGCUAUUAUGUACCGAAACAGCAUGGACCUCACUGCCAAAUUCUCAAAUGAAUUCCCUCCUCUCCGAAACCAUUGAUGCUCCCAAGUCAUCGUCUAGUGUCCAAUCGAAGGUGCCUUUUAGGGAGAGUAAAAUUUCACCAAGCAGUAGACGUAUUCCCAGCUUCGGACGGAUAGAUAAUUCGAUGAGACCACUAGAACCGAGGAGAGACUCCAUUGCACCCUCUGUCGCGGAGGUGAAGAGCGCCAUCAAUGAAGUUCAAUCUCUGGUUCAAAAGGAGGCCCAGAUUGAUAGACAGCUUUUUGAACAAAAAAUUGAUCUUCCAAAUCAGAAUACAGCCGGAUUUGGUCCUCAUUUGUUGACCACCUCGGAGGCUCAGAACAUCGCCCAACAGUCAGCCACUUUUAUUGGUAGUGUUGCAAGAGCAAUCGAGAAAACCCAGAGUAGAAUGAGACCUAAAUUUGGAACAACAUCUAUAUCAAACAAAGCCGUUCUCUCCCGCAUACCUGAAAUACCUAGUUUAUCGGUACAGUUCAGACCUUUUUGUCCAUAUAAUAGCAAACCUUCCUGCAAAUCCAAUGCUAAAUAUAGAACUGCUGAUGGAACGUGUAAUAACUUAAAUAAUCCACUUUGGGGGCGAUCUCAAACGCCAUUCGAACGAUUUGUGUUUCCAUUUUACGAAGAUGAUGUUCAAGACCCAAGAAGUCGGGACGUAAAUGGAAGUCCUUUACCAGGUCCCAGGGAAAUAAGCAUUGCUGUCCAUCAGAGGAGUACGAACACACACGUCAUGGAUCUCUCACAAUUCACCAUGGAAUUCGGACAAUUCGUCAGUCACGACAUCCAAUUUAACGCUUUGUCUAAAGGUUACUUGAACACAAAUCUCAAUUGCUGUGGAAGAAGAAAUUUGAUUAGAUCAAAUUGUUUGCCAAUUUCCUUACCAAAAGACGAUCCUUAUUUCGGGGCUUUUAAGAGGACUUGUAUGAACUUUGUCAGAUCUUUACCCUCAGCAGCAUUAGACUGUAGUGUCGGCCCACGUCAACAAAUUAACCAGAACACACACUAUAUUGACGGUUCUGCUAUCUAUGGCUCCGACCAAAGCACAAUGAAUUCAUUAAGACUUAAAAGAGAUGGUCUGUUAAGAUCAACAACUGUUGAUGGCAAAGAACUUUUAUCACAAGAUACCAGCAAUUCAGCCUCUUGUCGAUUGCCAUCUAACGACAAUAAAGUUAAAUGUUUCAAAGCAGGUGAUAGACGAGUUAACCAGCAAGCAGCUUUAAUUUCCCUCCAAACCAUUUGGCACCGGGAGCACAACAGAAUUGCUAAAAAUCUCAAACAAGUAAAUCCACAUUGGGACGACGAAACACUGUUCCAGGAGUCUCGUAAAAUUGUUGGCGCUCUUAUUCAGCAUAUCACCUACCACCAAUACCUGCAAGAAAUAUUAGGAAACAAUAUUAUGAACCAAUUUGACCUGAAGCCAAAAUCCUCAGGAUAUUUCACUGGCUAUAAUGCUAAAUUUAAACCGAUGAUCAGGAAUUCCUUCUCCGCGGCAGCCUUCAGGUUUGGGCAUAGCAUGAUUAACGACAAAUUGUCUUACCAUCCAACAAAAACUUUCUCUAACAACAUCAUGACUGAUUUGAGAAACAUCAUUUUAAAACCAGAAUGGAUAUAUAGAAAAGAUGGUGGAGUAGGGGCUGUUACAAAAGGAUUGUACGAAACAAAUGCACAGAGUGUCGACAUGAGGAAAUCAUAUGAAGUAACCAGGCAUUUGUUCGAAUCAAGUCCAGGGAAUGGUAUUGAUCUAGCAGCAGUAAACAUUCAGAGAGGUCGUGACCAUGGUAUACCACCGUACAACUUCUGGAGGAUGGUCUGUGGUUUAGAACCAGCCACGUCAUUUACAAGUGGAACUGGUGGGCUUGUGGAUCAUCCAGGAGACGCCAUCAUUGCCUUGAAAUCCAUUUAUAAAAAUGUGGAUGAUAUAGAUCUCUUCACAGGAGGUGUCUCAGAAAACCCUCUUCCAGGUGCACGUGUUGGGCCGUUAUUUGCCUGCAUUAUUGGACUGCAGUUUAAGGCCCUCAAAUACGGAGAUAGGUUUUACUACGAAAACAACAAAGACAACGUGAAAUUUACUCAAGAACAGCUGAACGAAAUACGGAAAACACUAAUGGCGAAUGUCAUCUGCAGAAAUACAGACAUUGAUAAAAUUCAUAGGAAUGUCUUUGAGAAGAAGACUGUAAGCACCCCAGAGUUCUCAUGUUCUUCAUUCAAAAACGACAUCGAUUUUACCAAAUGGGACUCUUGUAUUCCCCGAAAUGGCGGAUGGUCGUCAUGGAGAUCGGUUGGUGGAUGUGCCUCUCGCAGAACAUGCAAUAACCCUUCACCUAAUAAGUGUGGGAAACCGUGCAGCGGAAGUUCUUAUAAAUUUGAAUGUUCAUUGGAUCUAACACAAAGACGACCAGUGACUCCAAGGAUUUUCCCAAACAUCCGGGAAGGACCAUUUACCAAUCCUAGAUUUCAAAGGGGGCGAGUUGCAAUACCUUGAUUCCAAUCAAAAUGUGUCUUAAAAUAUGUGCAAUAUUUGUUAUGUUUUUUUAUAUUCAUAAUUUGUGAAUAAAUUGAAUUUUGACGAAAAUGCGGUUUCUCCAACAAGAGUCGUAGAUUUGAAAACUUUAAAUUGCCUGAAGGAUAUUAGAUGUUUUUGAACUGUGAAUAUGCGCAAUUAUGAACAGUUUUAGCCAGCAGUCUUGACGCUGUUAAAACGUAAUACUGGCGAAUAUAAUAAGUAUGGUAAACUAUUUGCUCAUCUAAUAAUUCUUGAAUCAAGUUGUAGUAACAAUUGACCAAUUUUAUUGGAUGAAAUGCACAUGGCAAUUCUGCAUAUUAAAAAAAAUUGUCAAAUCGUUAUUUAUUGAGAUUUCGUCUGACUGAUAUUUACGUACGAAGAACUUGCGUUCAUUAAACAUAUUUUGAAGAUUUGA
Molecule: messenger RNA, 3021 nt
Organism: Saccostrea echinata
Lineage: Eukaryota; Metazoa; Mollusca; Bivalvia; Ostreida; Ostreidae
Product: chorion peroxidase-like
Exons: 12
Coding region: 18-2585 (855 amino acids)
Biological process (GO): response to oxidative stress
Molecular function (GO): peroxidase activity; heme binding
Source: RefSeq, a predicted model, not a curated record